This is a messenger RNA of Blepharisma stoltei, 3264 nucleotides long. The record is from the annotation of a GenBank genome assembly. NCBI's taxonomy places the organism in Eukaryota, Ciliophora, Heterotrichea, Heterotrichida, Blepharismidae.
AUGUCAAAAAAGUCUAGUGUCAAAGACUUUGAAAUUAUGGGCAAACUAGGCCAAGGCAGCUUCGGAAGCGUCUAUAAAGUAAGGAGAAAAGGUAAAUCAUAAAAAGUGGACAGCAAUAUCUAUGUCAUGAAAAUGAUUAAAAUUUCACAAUUAAAUAAAGCCAGCCAACAAGAAUCUAUAGGCGAGGUAAGAAUUUUAGCAAGCCUCGACAACCCUUACAUCGUAAAAUACUAUGACUCUUUUAUAGAAACCCAGACACUUCACAUUAUCAUGGAAUUCUGCGACAAAGGCGAUCUCAGCCGACACAUAAAAAAUCAAAUGGGCAGGCUUCUUCCAGAAAAUAAAAUUUGAAAAUAUUUUAUACAGAUGUGCCUAGGAUUAGAAUAUUUGCAUUCACAAAAUGUCCUUCAUAGAGACAUUAAAAGCAUGAAUGUGUUUUUAGUUAGAGAAGACUCUAUCAGAAUUGGCGAUUUAGGCGUCGCCAAAGUGCUGUCUAAUACAGCUGCAUUUGCCCAUACAAUGGUAGGGACUCCUUAUUAUCUUUCUCCAGAACUGUGUGAAGAGAAGCCUUAUAAUGUAAAAAGCGAUGUAUGGGCACUUGGGUGUGUUUUAUAUGAAAUGUGUACGUUGAAGCAUCCGUUUGAAGGGGUAAAUCAAGGAGCUUUAAUAUUGAAAAUAAUUAGAGCGAGUUUUGCUCCGAUUAGUUCUCAGUAUUCAGAAGAAUUGGUGAAUGUGGUGAAUUUGUGCUUGGCGAAAGAUUAUAGGAAUAGACCAACAGUUUCUGAAAUUUUGCAACGGCCUGGGAUGAAAGAUAGGGCUUUUUCGCUUACUCCCCCCCCUCCGUGAGUGAAAAAAACCAUUAGAAAAAUCGCUAUUUUUUGCCCAAAAACCCACCCUCCGUGAGUGAACAAAAAUUUUUUUAAUAUAAAAAUUUUUUAUGGAAAAAAAAUUUGAUAUAUAAAUGAUAAUUAUUAUAAUGAAAUCUAGAGCUAAUUCUGUUUAAUUUUAAAUGAAUUGCUUUUUAAAACAUAAAUUUUAUAAAUUAAAUUAAUAUUUGCUUUCCAAUUUUUGCGAAUUAGGAUUUUUUUAAUUUCGAAAAAAAAUAUUUUUUAGAAAAUUUAUAUAUAAAUUUGUUUAAAAAAAAAAAAAUUAACCCCCUCCGUGAGUGAACAAAAUUUUUUUGUUCACUCACGGAUCGGGGGGGGAGUUAGUAUUAUUAUUCCAUCAGGAUCUAUAUUGUCAGAUUCUUAUAUUCCUGCUAGAAAAGCGGAAAAUAAUAUUUAUCAUAAUCAUAGGAUGGAUGUUAUUGAAGAAGAAAAAAAUUCGCACUUUCAUGAUGAUAAUGAAAUAAAACAAGAAAAGGCUAUGAUUAAUAAAAAAGAAAGGCCUGUCACAGGAAGACCGAGCUCUGUUAUAAAUCUAGCUGAUAUUGUUAGGCCACCUAAAGCUCCUGUUAUACAAAAGGUAGACAAGGCAGUUAUCAAAGAGUUGCAAGUUCCUCUUAGCAGGCCUACUUCUGGAAAACUGCUCAUAAAUAUUGAUAAACAAAUCCAAAGCUCCCCUAAGUUAAUUUCUCCGAUCAUUCCUAAACAAACUAAAGGAGAUUUAUUACAAAAUCAAGAAUUAUAUAAAAAACAAGCCAAAAAUUUAUCGCCUUAUUAUAACGCCUUAAAGCCUAAAUUAUUAUUGCAACCCAAAAAUAGACUAUUAAAAGCAGUUUCACGUAAGAAAUAAUUAGAUAACCAAGAAGAUAUUUUAGAAGUACAAAAUCUGCCUGAUAUUCCUAAGCCUAAAAAAGUAGGAAUAAAAGACCUAUCUCCCCCUCCGUGAGCGAGCAAAAACAUUAGAAAAAUCCCUAUUUUUUGCCUAACCACUUUCCGUGAGCAAACAAAAAUUUUUUUAUGAAAAAAAUUUUGAUAUAUAAGUGAUAAUUAGUAUAAUGAAAUCUCUGGCUAAUUCUGUUUAAUUAAACAAAUUACGUUUUAAAGCAUAAAUUUUCCAAAUUAAAUUAAUAUUAGUUUCCAAUUUUUGUGAAGUGGGAUUUUUUAAAAAUUCGAAAAAAAAAAAUUGUUUUAUAAAAUUUAUAUAUAAAAUUUUUUAAAAAAAAAAAAUUAACUCCCCUCCAUAAGCGAACAAGAUUUUUAUGUUGCUAACGGAGGAGGGGGAGUAAGGGAAAAAGAAAUAAAUCUUAGACCUUUGACCCAGCCUUCUAGUGACCAAAAACUAAGUCCACUAGCUGCACAAAGCCAAAGAAUUAAAUCAAAUGAGAGGCCAGCACAAAAAUCUGCAGCACAAAAAGAACCAUUUAUUUUACCCAAAAAAAUCCAGCCGCAUAUAAAUAUAUCUUAUCAGAUUCAUGACGAAAGCCAAGUUAAUGCUUUUGCUAUUUCUAAUGCAGAAAUAAGCAAAAUCCAAAAUGAAUUCAGACAUAAUGAAUCUGUUGAAGAGCAGCCUUCUCCAAAUCAGUCUAAUUUAUAUGAAGAAGAAAAAAUUUUUGAGCAAACAAAAAGUAGCUUGCAAAAGAGACUUUCUGAAAACGAAAAAACAGAAAAUGACUUGGAAAAUAUAAUUGCAAUAAAUAAAGCAGAAAAUAUCAAAAAAAUUGGAAAACAGAAUUUUAUGGAAAUUUAUGGACUUUUAAAAGCAAAAGUUAUUGUAAUUUUUAUUUAGAGUCAAGAUGAACCUACAAAAGAAGAGCUUGAGGUAAUUGAUGGGAUUAUUAAAUCAAAAGUUUCCAAUAAUUAUGAUUAAGAUUAAGAUUAAAUUCUAGAGGGUCUGAAGGAUGAUUGCAGCUCCUCGCGUUUCCCAUGGUAGCUUCGUGUUGAUGCUAAGCGUUAUCCAUACCCUUACAUUUUCAUUUCUGACGUCACUAAAAAUCGUGGCGUAGAAGGUCUUAUGGGAAAUCACCCUACCAGUCUCCUCGAUCCUAACAAGCAGCAAAAAUUCCAUGAACCUCCGACAGGGCCCAGAGUAUUGGUCAACCGCCUUUGACUUCUCUAUGGCCUGUCUGUGCUUAUUGCAUUGCAAGCUCGGUAAUGCUCCCAUGAGUGCUGUGGACACUGUGCCAGUAGGUAUAUAUGGAAAGUCAGGAUAAAAAGGUUGAGUUUUACCCUGGAUCAUCAGAGGCCACGUCAGAUCAUUCCAUUUUAGCAAUUCAAUAAUUAUGAAGAAAUCCAAUAUUCUCUAUUUAAAAUUCUAAGUUUAGAAGAAAAGCUUGCCAAAUCCCAAGAACUUUCGCGGAAAAUUCGAUACGAUUUGUUGUAA